AUGUCGACAUUUUUUGGAGUCAAGUCAGCCACCGAGUACUCAAGUGGAGGAAAGCGUCCUGACAUUGGCAAGUUCAACAAUGUAGUGAAGCUAGCUGCAUUCUUCCCUUUCAAGUCUGCGCAGGCUGCUCUGGAGAACAUAAAUGCCGUUUCUGAAGGAGUUGUUCACGCAGACCUGAGGCUCUUUCUGGAGACAAAUCUGCCCUCUAGUGGUAAAAACAAGACAGUGCUGGGUGUCUCAGAUGCCAAAGUAGGUGCUGCCCUUCAGGAGGAGCUAAAGCUCUCCAUUCAGACUGGCGGUGUGGUGGCUGAGAUCGUCAGAGGUGUGCGUCUGCACUUCCACGCACUGGUGCGUGGUCUGACCGGGGAGGCAGCCUCCAAAGCCCAGCUGGGUCUGGGCCACAGCUACUCCCGAGCCAAGGUCAAGUUCAAUGUGAACAGAGUCGACAACAUGAUCAUCCAGUCCAUUGCUCUGCUAGACCAGUUGGACAAGGACAUCAACCUCUUCUCCAUGCGCGUGCGUGAGUGGUAUGGCUACCACUUCCCAGAGCUGGUGAAGAUCGUGCCUGACAACUCCACGUACUGCCGUUUGGCCAAGCUAAUCGGGAACCGUAAGGAACUGAGCGAGGAGAACCUGGAAGCCCUAGAGGAGGUCGUGAUGGACAGCGCCAAGGCCCAAGCCAUCCUGGAUGCGUCCCGAAGCUCCAUGGGUAUGGACAUCUCUCCUAUUGACCUGAUCAACAUUGAGAGUUUCUCCUGUCGGGUCGUGUCCCUGAAUGCUUACCGACUGGAGCUCCAGGAGUACCUGCGGUCCAAAAUGACCCAGGUUGCUCCCAACUUGGCUGCUCUCAUUGGCGAAGUGGUUGGAGCGCGUCUCAUCUCUCAUGCCGGCAGUCUGACUAACCUGGCCAAGUACCCGGCUUCUACGGUGCAGAUCCUGGGCGCAGAGAAGGCCCUGUUCAGAGCCCUGAAGACAAAAGGCAACACACCCAAAUAUGGUCUGAUCUUCCACUCUACUUUCAUCGGCCGGGCCGCUGCCAAGAACAAGGGCCGCAUCUCCCGUUACCUUGCCAACAAGUGCACAAUCGCUUCUCGUAUCGACUGCUUCUCUGAGGUGCCAACCUGCGUGUUUGGUGAUAAGCUGAGGGACCAGGUGGAGGAGAGGCUUUUGUUUUACGAAACUGGCGAAGCACCCCGCAAGAACGUGGAAGUGAUGAAGGAGGCCAUGAAAGAGGCUGGAGAUGUUGCAGCAGAGGUCAAGAAGAAGCUGGACAAGAAAGAGAAGAAGCGCUUGAAAAAGAAGAGGAAGUCCGAGGCGCUCUCCACAGGCGGGGGAGAUGAGGAGGAGGCGGAGGAGGAAGGGGUGACGCCCAAGAAGGCCAAGUCCAAUGGAGAUGCAUCAUCUCAGGAAAAUGGAGAAGCCGAGGUUGAGGUGACUUCUGCGAAGAAGAAGAAGAAAAAGAAGAAGCAGGAGGAGGAGGCCCCUGCAGCUGAGGAGAUAGAGGUCAAGGAGGAGGCGGAGGAAGCGGGCAACGGCGUGGAAACGACCACUCCGUCGAAGAAGAAGAAAAAGAAGAAGCAGGAGGAGGAGGAGGAAGAGGCGGCUGCUCCUGAAGUCAAGGAGGAGGAGGCGAUGGAGGUGAAGGAGGAGAACGGAGUUGAGGCCACUCCGUCGAAGAAGAAGAAGAAAAAGGUGAAGGAGGAGCCAGCGCAAGACACUCCAGAACCCGUAUCAGAAAAGAAGAAAAAGAAAAAGGUCAAGAACGAAACGGAAGACGAGUAAAUGAUUUCAAACCUCCAGGAGGAAAUGGACAAUUUAUUUUUUUGUAGUAUUGUACAGCUUUAAUUUGUAUUUUAUCCGGUCUUGCGUUCCCAGAUUGUCCUUGCUGGUGAGCAAGGAGGGAAUGAUUCCGUCUUGAUUUGGCCUUGAAAGGCCAUGGUAUAUCUGCAAAGCUUUUUUUUUUAAUCCUUGUAUAUAAUGUGUCAGUUUGUCUCCAUGCACCUUCUGCUGAUUGUUUCCAGUUCAGCUGUGUGCCUUUGAGUCUAAAUGAUGUUCCAUCAGGCCAUUUAGUCACCAGUGCUUGAAUUAUAUUUGGUGGCAAAGUGUGUGUGCAAACUGUAAAUGUGAAAUCAAAUUAAACCAUGUGGAUUUUGCAGAACAUGCAUCUGAUAUCUUUUAAUAAGCUUGUACAUAACUCAGUUAUUUGCGUUUUCAAGUUCCUUUGCCUGGCAGCCCAAUGCCCUAUACCGUCCUUUACAGUUUGCUAUUCAGAGCAAUAGGAACAGGAUAUGUGCAUAAAAAGUUACCAUUUCCACCUAGUAAUCUAGCUAUAUUUAAGCACAAAAUGGGUGUAACUUUUCCUGUAUGCAUUUCACACAACAAAAAAUGGCACACCUUUGAAUAAUGCUUAGCACCAGUGAAGGACCUCCACAUGCUGAGGUGGUCCUUUAGUGAUCUAGGUUACCCAAAAUGUCUGCAAGUGCUAAUCUGUGUAAAUCAAGACACCCACACUAAAUCUAAUAAGACAAGGAUUGGGUGCACCAACAAUUCCCUUUGAGGCUAUCUAAAGGCAUGCCACCUGACCUGAAGUAAUCGGUUCAUCUUGCCACCACACACACAACCUGAUCAGGGACUUGAUUUCCCAAGACAAUGCUCACCAUAACGGGUUUAUUGUACAUCACGUCCUAAGGGUUUGCCCAAAACUUGAUAUGUUCUAGUUUCAACUGUUUUUGGCAGGUGUGAAAAGGUAAAGGUGGUUUAGAUGAUGGGUUGCACUCAUCUGGUUUGGACUGGAGAUGUUGAUACCCUUUUAUAAAAUCUGUGUGUGUGUCUGAACCUGUGAAAUAAACCUUUGCGAAAAA
Molecule: messenger RNA, 2861 nt
Organism: Clupea harengus (Atlantic herring)
Lineage: Eukaryota; Metazoa; Chordata; Actinopteri; Clupeiformes; Clupeidae
Gene: nop56
Product: NOP56 ribonucleoprotein homolog
Exons: 11
Coding region: 1-1782 (593 amino acids)
Cellular component (GO): box C/D methylation guide snoRNP complex; small-subunit processome
Molecular function (GO): snoRNA binding
Source: RefSeq, a predicted model, not a curated record